Molecule: messenger RNA, 1689 nt
Organism: Mangifera indica (mango)
Lineage: Eukaryota; Viridiplantae; Streptophyta; Magnoliopsida; Sapindales; Anacardiaceae
Product: thioredoxin-like 1-1, chloroplastic
Exons: 4
Coding region: 425-1306 (293 amino acids)
Biological process (GO): cell redox homeostasis
Source: RefSeq, a predicted model, not a curated record
CAGCCACGCACUUUACUUAAUUAGAAAGCAAUAGAAAUUCAAUCUUUAAACAACAGUCUGGUGCCACUUUCGUCUUCGAAACUGUUUUCUUUGUUUUCAGAGUACUUUUUGGCUGUCAAAGAUAAAAAUUUUCGUCUUUGUAGCAAAUCCUCUUCGUUGUCUUGCUUUUGUUUCUGGGAUUUCUUUGAAACUGUUUCUUAUAAAUCAGGAAAAGCUGUGCUUUUGUUGUUUAUGCAACCAAAAUCCAAUCCUUUUACCUUCACAUAUUUCCAUUUUGUUUCUGGGUUUCCUUUCAAAAACGUAUUUUUUCAAAAAUAAGAAUCAUCUUUUUCCACAAAAUCUGUUUCUGUUUCCAUCAGGUACCAGUUAAACUGCUUUCUUUGUUUUGUGGAAGUUUGAUUUUUUUUCUAUUUUUGGAGAAAAGAUGGUCGAUGUGUUGGCCAAAGCAAAUCUGCUUUCGUACAGUUAUCCAAAUCAACACAGUAAUGGCCUCUCUUUGUUCCCAAAAAGUUUUACUAGGUCUUGUUUUAUGAGGGGGUUUUCGGUGAAAUCGAGAUCACAAGCUUUUAGACUCUCGUCGUCUUUGAGCAGUGAUUUUAAUGGAAAGAGAGUUGUUUUGAGAGAAUAUAAGGGCUUGCCGGGAAGAGGAAAUUCACCAAAAGGCUCCAUUAAAGCACAGCAGAUCGGCCUUAUAGGAAAAUCCCAAAAGUGGUGGGAAAAGGGGCUGCAACCAAACAUGAAAGAGGUGACCUCUGCACAAGAUCUUGUAGACUCCCUUCUGAAUGCAGGGGACAAACUUGUUGUUGUUGAUUUCUUCUCUCCUGGUUGUGGUGGCUGCAAAGCUCUCCAUCCAAAGAUAUGUCAAUUGGCAGAGAUGCAUCCAGAUGUGCAGUUUCUUCAGGUGAAUUAUGAGGAGCACAAAUCCAUGUGUUAUAGUCUUAAUGUUCAUGUGCUUCCAUUUUUCCGGUUUUAUAGAGGAGCUCACGGUCGACUCUGCAGCUUUAGCUGCACUAAUGCCACGAUCAAGAAAUUUAAAGAUGCCUUGGCCAAGCAUGCUACAGAUCGUUGCAGCCUUGAACCAACAAAAGGGCUGGAGGAGAAAGAACUCAUUGCAUUGGCUGCUAAUAAAGAUCUCUCCUUCAACUUCACACCAAAACCACAACCAACCCCUGUCCCUGCUGAAGAAGAAUUACCGGUACUAGUUACACCUCAUACAUUCUCAGAUCUGCCCUUGCCUCUUCCUUCAACAAACUUAAAAUCUACUCAAGACAGUAAAGAGAAACCCCUAGUUGUUUCUGGGAGAUGAUGUGGUUAGUCUUCGCAAACCCCAACUUCUUCCAUUACCCUUGUAAAGUUCCAUUUUGUGCUAUUUCUUUCAUGUGAUUUAUCUCAUGCCAGAAGUGCAAAAACAAGUAGAGGUUAAAUCCAUACUGUAUGUGUCCCAAAGGAAUUGUGGGCUCUUGGAUUUAUUUUUGUGGAUCCUUGCCUGCUUCAGGAGUGUUUGAAGAGCAAAUCUCUUUCUGAUUGUUGGUUUGCUCUUGUUUGAGGCUAGCCCUAGUGGUUGUAAAUAUUUUUUAGUUUCCUAUUUGAGUGAUUAAAAGAUCCUGUAGAAUCUCUUAAAAGCUAUAUAUAUAGCUUGAGUACCUGUAUAAGUAUGCAGUAAGUGGUAGAAGUAUGAUUCUGCUUUUA